AUGGGCCGGCGCGGUCAGGGCCGCGGCGGUGGCGCCGGCGUUGCGGCGGGUGGUGGCGACGGACGGCACGACAACAGGGGCGGGCCAGUCUCGCAGUUGGAAGACCUGAUGCGACGUCGCGGCGUCGACCAGGCCUGGGAGGCUUUGCAAGAGAUGAUGCGGGCCGGUCUGCCGGCGGACCGGUUCACAGUGUCCCGGAUGCUAAUGCGCACGCUUGCCGACGGGCGGAGGAGCUGGGAUCCAGCAAAAAUCAACCGGUCGGUCGCGCUCGUCGAGCAAUUUGUGCAGAUGCAGCCGCAAGAGGCAGACGAGGUGCUUUUCAAUGCGAUUUUAGACACGCACUCACGCACGAAGGACAUCGCCAAACUGGAGACCACGUUUCAGCGCAUGAAGGACCUGGGCGUGGAGCCCUCCCACGUGACGCUGGGAAUCCUCGUCAAGGCGUAUGGCCAGGUCUGCGACAUUAAGAAGGUUGUGCAGCUUUGGGACGAGAUGGUCGAGCAGCGAGAGCAGGCAAAUGCCGUCACCUAUGGCUGCAUGAUCAAUGCUUGCGUGAAGUGCAGCCAGACGGAGAAGGCCCUUUCCAUUUUUCGUGAUAUGCAGAAGCGCCACAAGCAGUGCAACACAAUUCUCUACACGACGCUCAUCAAGGGCUACGGGAACGAGAAGGAUCUCAACACUGCCAUUAUGCUUUUUCGCGAGAUGCGGGAGGAAGGUGUUCCUUACAACACCAUUGCCUACAACUCCAUCAUCGACGUCUGCAUAAAAUGCGCAGAAGUUGCAAAAGCGGAGGAAUUCUUCCAGGAAAUGAUGUCCGAGGGCAGCGUUGUGCAGCCGGACCUCAUCACCUAUUCUACGCUGCUGAAGGGCUACUGCCAGGUCGGAGACUUGGACAAGGCACUCCAAGUGGCGGCCACCAUCAAGGCAUGUGGGAUGCAGUGUGACGAGCUGGUCUACAACACCUUGAUGGAUGGGUGCGUGAAGGCCAACGACCUCUCUGCUGGCGUUGGGCUCUUUGCAGAGAUGGCCUCGGCCGGCAUGAAGCCUUCCUCUAUCACCCAUAGCAUCUUUUUGCGGCUGUACCAACGCAACGGCUACAAGGGAAACGCGCUCGAUGCAGUGGCGCAGCUGUACCAGCACCAUGGCCUGGAGAAACCUUCGGGGAUGGUCGAGAAGGCAAGCAAGGCCGCUGCACGACGGGAGAACCGUGCCAAAGGCUCCAAGAACCGGGGCAACCCCAAGCCCUUGCGUGCCAGGGGCCCCAAGCAGGGCAAUGAGGGAGGAAGCGGCACGAGCCCACCCAUGCCCCUUCCUGUCGGCAGCACGCAGGGCGCACAGGGCGGACAGGGCGCGCAGGGUGGUUGGCAGAGGCCUGCCUACACGCCUUCAGUCGACGCAUCGCAGCGGCUGCUGGGGCCGGGCUACAUGAUCUCGGUUCAGACUCCAGGACCUGGCUCUGCUGAGAACGUCAACUACGGCAUCCCGAGCCGCCCAGCAACCUUUGCAGGGAUGGCUUUGGAGGAUCUCAGUGGAUACCCGCAGGCGGGCCAUGGCCACCUCGGCCCAGGGCCUGGCCAUGCCCACGCCAUGCCAUUGCAGCAGCCCCAUGCCUGGCAGCCUCCUGCCCAUCCGUCGCAGCACCACCCGCACCACCAGCACCACCAGCACCAGCAGCACCAGCAGCAACAUCAGCAGCACCAUCAGCACCACCAGCACCAGCCCCACGCUGGUGCUUACAUGCAGCCUCAGCCGGGUCCUUGCCACCCUUGCGGGCCAGGUCCCUGCAUGAUGCCCACGCACCCCGCGCACCCCGCGCACCCCCCGCACCCCGGCCCUGUGCCGAGCCAAAUGGGCCCACAAGGCCCACAAGGCCCCAUGUCCUUUCAAGCCGAGAGGGCUCCUGGGCGGCCAGUCCACUAUGGUGACCCGGCGCAGGCACAGGAUAUGGCUAUGGGCAAUUUUGUCAGCCAGCCUCCUCCCCGCGGUCGGCAGCUGGGCCGCGAGCCAGCCGACGACUUUCGGGAAUGGUCGCCCGGCCAGGACGACUUCAUUGCUCACCUGAUGCGGUGA
Molecule: messenger RNA, 2070 nt
Organism: Symbiodinium natans
Lineage: Eukaryota; Dinophyceae; Suessiales; Symbiodiniaceae
Source: the annotation of a GenBank genome assembly